CUUCCUUCAGCCACCCCAAAAUACAAUCGACUAUCACAAGCAUACCACUCACAAUGGCGGAAUACUGGAAGUCAGCGCCUAGAUUCUGGUGCAAGCAAUGCAAGGUGUUUAUCCGCGACACCCCCUUCGAGAAAUCCCAACACGAAGCUAGUGGGAAACACCAAGGAAAUCUAAAGCGCUUCUUACGCGAUCUCCACCGUGACAACGAACGCCAGCAGAGAGAAUCCCAGAAGGCGAAAAAUGAAGUUGAAAGACUACGACAAACUAUCGCGGGGGGUCCGUCCACUGGACCAGCCGACAAUGGCAUCCCUCCUUGGAAACGAACAACCCCAAAACCUCAGGAGCGACCGGUAUCUCUUGAAGAAAGGAAGAAACAGAUGGCCCAGCUAGCGGAGAUGGGUAUUGCUAUUCCCGAUGAAUUUCGUGGUGAAAUGGCCCUUGCGGGCGAAUGGAAGACUGUAUCGGAGAAAGUGAUUCAAGAAAAGAAAAAAGAGCCAUCCUCUUCUUCUACUCCUGCAGCAGUUGGGGUUCGAAAGCGGAAACAUGAGGGUGGUGAUGAGGAUAGUGAGGGUGAGGAUCCAGCUCCCACACGGUUUGUCAGUAGAGGCUGGGGGUCGGCGCUGAAGCAGUAUCCUGGUUCCAAGGAGGACGAAGAUCUAGAUGCUCUUCUUGAAUCUACAAAGGAGAUCAAGAGAGUGAAGCCGUCCGUGUCGGAUACGCCCGAUGCCAAGAAUUCCGAUACACCGGUUAAAGAUGAAGGGCAGGCUACCGUGCAGGAGACUGACGAGGUUCCUCAUGUCAAAAAGGAAGAGCCGACCGAUGCUGCUAUGACCUUGACUACCGCGGCUGAGACUGAGCGUAAAGAGGCUGUGCCGGAAGUCAUCUUCAAGAAACGCAGGCCAAAAGCUAUGAGGAAAUAGCCUAAGGAUGAAGGAUCCAUGUACCGCGAUAUCACUUUGCAGAUGCAUAUGCACAUCGAUUUCUCCAGGCACAGAUAUUUAUUUCCUAGCCUGACCAGGACAAAGCUGAUACUAUGCUAACAAUAUGCAGUACAUUGACCAUAGUGCUUAUAGCUUUGCGCCUGGGAUCUGUACUGCAACCCAGACGAAUUUGUCUGGGGAGCAAUCCUUUCUGGGCACUACCAGGCCAACUGACAGUUAUCAGCCUGCACACAAGCCUUUGGAAUAAUCUGGGAUUUUCAGUGGCCAGCUGUUGGGUGCAGUCCAUAUGGAUAGAUAUCUUCAAGGAAUAACAAAUUACAGCUGUCAUUCAUGACAGCCAGCUCAGUAAAUAGGGAGCUGAGAAAUGGAGCGGCCCAGCAGGCUGUAGUGCUUCUAGCUUCUGAGAUCAAACAAAGC
Molecule: messenger RNA, 1358 nt
Organism: Monascus purpureus
Lineage: Eukaryota; Fungi; Ascomycota; Eurotiomycetes; Eurotiales; Aspergillaceae
Source: the annotation of a GenBank genome assembly